This is a messenger RNA of Nannospalax galili (Upper Galilee mountains blind mole rat), 960 nucleotides long. Its product is annotated as histidine-rich glycoprotein-like. The record is from RefSeq and is a predicted model, not a curated record. The annotation marks the transcript as partial. Lineage: Eukaryota; Metazoa; Chordata; Mammalia; Rodentia; Spalacidae. The transcript is spliced from 5 exons.
AUGUGUGCUGCUUCUGGUCUGACUGGAUCAACCAGGACCACCCUGGCAGUGGCAGUGAUGGCGGUGAUCGAGAGACCUUUGAUAGUGUCUGCAGUGCUCCUGAAGACAUUGAAUAUUCGAGUCAAUUGUUGCAUGCCAAUGGACCCACCGUGUCCCUCAUCAACACCAUCCACAAGUACCACUGUAUCAACGUCACCUACCACUUCACCAAGGACCUCACCCACCACUCCAUCAACAACCUCACCCACCACUCCAUCAACGACGUCACCAACCACUCCAUCAACGACGUCACCUACCACUCCACCAACAACGUCACCCACCACUCCAUCAACGACGUCACCUACCACUCCACCAACGACAUCACCUACCACUUCACCAACCAGUUCACCAACAACUUCACCAACUACUUCACCAAGUACCUCGGCUACCACAUCUCCAACCUCCUUGCCUACCACUUCAACAACCUCGACUACCGCAUCCACCACUACGCCAAUACCCACUACAUGCGUUGUUACUACUGCUGUGACCACAACCCCAAUGCCUACCACUACUCAGACCCCAGCACCUCCAUCCACCACCACCACAGUGACCACAACCCCAACACCUACCACUACUCAGACCCCAACACCCCCAUCCACCACCACCACAGUGACCACAACCCCAACACCUACAACCACUCAGACCCCAACACCCCCAUCCACCACCACCACUCAGACGCCAACACCCCCAUCCACCACCACCACAACCCCAACACCCACACCCACCACCACAGUGACCACAACCCCAACACCCACACCCAGCACCACAGUGACCACAACUCCAAUACCUACCACUACUCAGACCCCAACACCAAUCUACACCCACCACCACAUGACUAUGACCCCAGUAACUACCACUACAGAGACCUCUACUCCAACAUCUACCACUACUCAGACCCCAGCACCCACACCCACCACCACA